Messenger RNA from Sinocyclocheilus anshuiensis, 2964 nucleotides. Its product is annotated as complement C1q-like protein 4. The transcript has 3 exons. The coding region runs from base 1388 to 2101 and encodes 237 amino acids. NCBI's taxonomy places the organism in Eukaryota, Metazoa, Chordata, Actinopteri, Cypriniformes, Cyprinidae. Gene Ontology annotation, molecular function: protein binding. The record is from RefSeq and is a predicted model, not a curated record.
UCGACCGGAUGGAGGAAUGAGGAAACAGUGUGAGUGUGUGUGUGUGGAGUGUGAAAAUCUCACAGGUGUCGGAGUCAGAAGUCCAGCGCUGUUGCUGUUUUAUUAUUUCUCUCGACAAAACGAACGACAAAAGCGGAAGUUUCACGCACGCGUGCAGUCAGUAACGGUCCGAGGAAUAAAUAAGUGAUAGUCGCAACUCAAUUAAGUUAACUCACCUUAUUUGAAAAGCAUUUAAAUCGUUAUUCUGCGAUUCAGUCUGUUGCUGAAGUAAAGAGAGGAGUCUUCGUCUGCUGAAGAUGCAUAUGAAUUACAUUCACCUUUAAUUUGUUCCGGAACUCAGCGAAUGUAAGGACAGACAACAGAGGACGAUUUUUAAUCCUAAAGAUCUUCCAUAAAUACCGAAGUGAAGUUCUAUUUCUAUGGAAUUUUCCCAGUCCUGCCAGAGUGACUACAGGGGUCUUCAUAUGUCCCUGAAAAAUUAAUAAUAAUAUUCUGUAGGAUCAAUAGAUUGUGGCUCAUCAGGUUUCGAUGCAGGGCGUUGGACAAAUUUCAUUGUACAGGAUCAGUUUAUUUUGAAACGUGGAACACUGGAUGACAGAUUGUUUUGCCACAUCUGUCAGGUGUUUGGUUGGACUUCAUUUGAAUUUUGUUUUGCAAGCAGAUAACUGUGAUUUCAUCUAGCCUUUCAUGAACUGAAUUUUGCAAUUGCUCAAUUGCACAUCUUUUGUUAGGUGGACAAUACCUUUGAAGUGGAAAAACCAAAAACAGUUCGUUGUUGUUCACUUAUGCAAAAGAAAACCUCAAAGCAUCUUCUGUGUUUUAGAGAAUUCACUGUAUAUUUAAUGUUAACAAACAAGGGGAUGAAUGAAAAGAUUUGUAUUGUUAUUAGCAAAGAAAUUCCAACACUUUAAAAAUACUGUAUUGCAUUGUAUUGCAAGUAUUUCCAUAUAUUAGGUGACCAAGAUCCACCUUGUGUUUCUGUAAUCAUCUUUUAUUCUUUUCCGUGCCACACCUUUGUGUUGCAGCCACCACUGUCCCUAUUCGUUCUUCCAGAUCUUCCUGUUGCUCUCCACUCUGUCCUACGACUAGUCCCAUCACACCCUCUCCUUUCUGUAUGCUCUACGCUCUUCUUAGUCUCCUUGUCUCAUCCAUAAAUUCAUCUUCUAUCCUUCUCCCCACUGGCCUCAUUCCUCAGUAGAUAUCUGUGGCUCUUUGGCUGUUCUUUUGUACCCAAACCCACAUUUGCUUUCACACUUGAGCGAGUUUUUCUCUAACUUUCACGCUGGCGGGCACCAUUCCACCUAAAGGAGAGGAGGACUUUCUAACGCUUGCUGUCUCCCGGCUCAGCCGUCGCAAGCGUGUCAUAGGAGCGGCCGUGGGUGUGGCCAUGGUUCUGAUUCUCCUGGUCACCAUCCCUUUACUGGUCCACAGCACUAAAGGAGGAGGAGCUGGUAAUGCGGGAAGUCAUUAUGAAAUGCUAGGAAGUUGUCGGAUGGUUUGUGACCCCUACACCACAUCUCACGGCCAGGAGCUAACGGCUGUUUCACCCGUACCUCCUGAUUUUCCAAACCGGAAAGGGAAGUCUGGGUAUCGGGGAUCUCCGGGAAUCCCAGGACCACGAGGACCACCUGGAGAGCCUGGAAAGCCAGGUCCACAAGGGCCCCCAGGUCCUGGGCCUGGCGGUUACGUGCCGUCAUUCUACAGCCCUAAAAUUGCGUUUUACGCAGGCCUGCGCAAGCAACAUGAAGGCACUGAUGUGCUCAAGUUUGAUGAUGUGGUGACCAAUGUUGGCAACUACUAUGAACCCAGCACUGGAAAAUUCACAUGCCCUCUACCUGGUAUCUACUUCUUCACAUACCAUGUCCUGAUGAGAGGAGGAGAUGGGACCAGUAUGUGGGCGGACCUCAAGAAGAACGGACAGGUGAGGGCCAGCGCUAUCGCCCAGGACGCUGAUCAGAAUUAUGACUACGCCUCCAACAGUGUGAUCCUGCAUUUAGACGUGGGAGAUGAGGUCUGUGUGCAGCUGGACGGAGGGAAAGUCCACGGUGGAAACACCAACAAAUACAGCACGUUCUCUGGCUUCCUCAUCUAUGCUGACUGACCUGCUCUAUACACUCAGAUGUACUGUGUAUGAACACACACACACACACACACACACACACACACACACACACACACACAUACAGUUACGUACACACACCGAACAGGCUUGAAAGAAAUGGACGUGGUUUAUACGGAGCAGAAGGGCUUCACAGACAUAACGGCAACCAAUUCCUUUCAUAAAGCAAGAGGAUUUCCGACACGCUGUUUGUAUGUGUGUAAAUUAUAACUAUCUUACAUUAUACACUACUCUCAAACUUAAAUUAAAAUGCAUAUAAAUAUAUGUCUAUAUCUAUCCUGGACGGUGACACGCUCAUAUUUUCAUGUGUACUUGUUAGUGUAUUUGUCUCCAUUUUGUGUAUCAAUCAAAACCAGAGAUUCAGACUCAAUAGUCAACAUGCUUUAUGGUGAACUGAGCUGCAUUUACACAUGGCUGGACUUGAAAGAAAAUCAGUGCGUAAAUGUACUUUUCACUCAGUAGACGCAGCCGUAGCGCGAUACGGGAACGUAUACUGUAUAUGCGUGCGCACAUGUCGCAGGGCUAGUGAUUAAUCUAAAUCCUCUUGUUCCAUUCAUUUGACUUAGUGACUGCUUUCGUUGUCUUUGUGGAAUUGGAAGGAGUGUAAUUGCACACACAAUGGCUCACUACAACCAAACAGUCGAAGUAAUCUGGGCCGGACCGGAACAUAUUGAUUUAGGCUGAUGAGACUCUUCAGUAAUCACACAAAUAAAUGAAAUUAUUAGUACUUUUUAAAAGGGAGGAUGUUGUUCCCUUGUGUAAGUCUAAUAAAAGAUAUUACAAUGUAAAACUUUGAAAUCAAGAUGAAAAUGUUACACUCUUGACAAGGAAGUACAUUUUAUAUC